AGAACAUAAAACAUAAAUACAAACAUAAACAUGAUCAUAUUCAAAACGAAAUUCUAAACAUCAUUAUAUACUUAAGUUAGUCUUCAAAAAAUAAACUUAAGUUAGUCAAAUAUAAUCUAAUUUACUUAGUUUAAUUAUUUUUAAGGAUAAAAGUUUCUUAUUUGUCUUGAUACAUAUAAAAUAGAGGAAAAGAAAAUUGAAUUUUGUAUAGUUUGGUUAGCUUUUUGGUAUUGUUUUGAUAAAACCAAACCAAAAUAUAUACACUGCUCAUAAAUAUCAAAAAGGAAAGAAAUAUAAUUAAAAACCUUUUAAAGUAUUGCUGACACUUGAUGAUAGAAAGUUUGACCAUAUCAAUUGUUUCCAAAGUAAAAUGGUUUGAGUUUUAUUAUAAGAAUACCAACUUUCUCGUAUACAAUACACAUUUCUUCUCUUAUCAUCUUCCUCAUAUUCUUGAUUCGGGCUAGCUAAAAGGUUUUCAUUUUCAUUUAUAAAUAAACUCUUUAUUACAGAUAUUCUGUUUCUGACGAUCUAUUUGUUUGUGUGUACGUGUCUCAUUACAGUUCAGAGUUUUCUUCCCAACAAAAAUAAGUGAUUCUAAAGAAAACUUCAUGGAGAUGACGUCCUUCUCGGCUUCACAAUUGAUUUUCACCGUAGAAUACAAAAUUUACAUAUGAUUAUGAAUGAUAAAACUAUACUUUGUUAGAUCUUAGGCCUGAGUGUUCUUUCCAGGAUGAAAAGAAAAACAAAUGAAAAAUCCCAAUCCCAAUCUUAAACCCUAACUGUUUUUAUAUUCUUUGGUUACUUCGUUUUCCAGAUUGCCCCUCCUUCUCCAGAUGCCAUUAUCGGGCCUCCAGAGAUGGUGGAAAGUUCCGGUGGCGAUCAUGCAACAAUGAUGAUAUCCAACAACGGUCUUCCUCAUCAGCGGAUGGACGUUGAUCAGGCUCCUGAAGAUCACAACAUUAUUGAUGUUCUAAACGUCGAACCUUCAUCUCCAAAAAGAAGGGGAAAUGAGGUAUCAUUAUCAAACAUGAUUAUAGCCUCAAGAACGGGCAGAUACGAUGAAAGGGUCAUAAUUCAAAUGAAAAGUGAAGAAAACAAUCUUGACGAUGGUUAUAGCUGGAAAAACUAUGGUCAGAAACUCAUCAGGGGGAACCCAAAUGUGAGUUUUCACAGGAGGUACUACAAAUGCACAUUCAGUGGGUGCGACGUGAAGAAGCAUGUGGAGAGAAGAGCAGACAAUGCGAAGUCAUUGGUGAUUACAUACUAUGGGAAUCAUGAGCACGAUGCACCAGUUCAACGCAGAAAGAGUUACUCUCUAAAGAAGCGGUCAGGUUCUUCAAUGUUUCAAGAUGCUAGCAAUCGAACCCCUCGAUUAGGCAGGCCACCUUUUUCCUCUUCGGCCUUUCAGGUUUUCCCUCCUUCGUUGGAACCACACCUUGGUAUGACACAGAUCAAUAUGAAUGGACUCUCUAAACUGCCGAGUUUACCAGCCAACCAGAUGGUACAUAGGUAUACAUGGGGAUAAGGGAUCGUCUAUUUCUUAACCUUUGUGUCAACCUUUAGAUAGUAAAACCUUAACCAAAAAAAUGAUGUAAACCCUUUUUAUAUCCUUAGUGAUAUACAAUAAUGUACAAGAUAUAAAGUCUUGUAGUCAUCCCUUUCAUCAUGGUUUUUAAUGCAUAUUAUCUUUAAGUUGACCUGUUUAAUUUCAAACAGUCAGAGAUGGUUAAUCCAGAUAAACAAAUAAUAAUUUCUCUUUCUAUGGGCUUUCUUUACGUGUUUUGUAGAUUUUUUUCUUCAAAAAAGUCCUUCAUGCCUUCGUGUAAUUCACUGUUUCGUUAAAUUAUGUGUAUGGUUAAAACAAAAUUGGUCUAAAAUGUGUAUGGUUAAGUUGAAGUUUGAACCGAUUGUAGAUAGGUCUAUGAUUUGCCUUUCAGGUGAAAAGAGCACAAACCGGGUUCAAGCAGGUUGUCUAGUUUCUAUUUAAACCGAUCAUUGGUGACUCGGUUCAGUCGGCAAGGUUAAGGCUAAAUCGUGUCAACAGGUCAGAAGGGGAAAAAAUUGAUUGUAUCAAUCAUAUAGUCAUAUUAUACUUCAUUAAUAGAGUCGUAUGUAACAUGCCUGAUUAUAUCCAUCUUCCUUCAAGUCAAGCCUUUACGUAUUUAGGAUUAGCUAUGAUUUUCUUCUAUACAAGAAAUGUGUGAAGCCUUAAGUUUCAAGCCACUGAGUUGCUGAGGCAUUGAUCCGAAUAAGCGAGAAAGUGUGAAAUUGAAUUGGGUUUAAUAUUCUUGUUAUGCUUUGCAGUACUUAGUUAUAUUUUCCUUGCCAGAAACUCUCAAAUUUCUAUGGUUACAGCCACUACUUGAUCGAGUCUGAGGCAUUCCCCUCACUGACAGAUUCAAAGUCGCUGGAUAUAACUCAAAUACAUUUAAUGGUUUUUUUCGUUUCUUAUCUAUCAAGACAUUAAUUGUCUAUAUAUAUAAUGGAUCAUGUUCAUAAAGAUAAUGAAUCAUUUUGAAGAAAGUUUUUUGUUGUUGAUUUCUUGGCAAUAUAUAGUGUUUCUUUCUAUGUGUCUCUAUUUGUAUAUUGUAUUAGUCUAAUAGGUUUGAUCUGUAUUACAUUUGAAUUCCUUGUAUUAUAACCAGAGCCAGUAUGAACUCAAUGGGUUGAAACAUUUCAAUGAGACUAUCAUAUUUAACAGUCCCAAAUUGUUGCAAAACAUUAUAUUUAUAUAUUAAUUUGUAGAAAUAAUGAGCUCUGUUUAUUACUUAACUUUUAAUGAACCCAUAUUACAAACAACUUUUGUGAAAAAAGGAAACUCAAUGAGGGCAGUGAAAUAAAAAAAAAGAGUUUAGGUUCCAUAUAACAAAAAAAACAUAAUUAGGUAUUAUGAGCUGUUACAUUUCAAUUGCGAGUAGUUGUUGCUAUCAUGUAACAUUUUAGCUUGUCAUUAACUGAUAAAUAUAUGGUUGGUUGCUAUAAAUUAGGUAUUAUGAGCUGUUACAUGUUUUGUUAUAUGUUAAGAACUGUGGUUGAUGCUAAUUGGUAAAUGGUUGGUUAGAUGAUACAAAGUAUUGGUUGAUACAUGUUUGAUUAGCUGUUACAAAUCAUGUUUCCGCUUUUUUAAAUGCUGGUAAAAAGUUAAAAAUAGUUCUCGAUAGUUGAUACAUUAUUCAGUCAUUAUCUAUUUAGCUUCUACAUUCUUGACGGUUAACAAUGAUCAUAUUAUACGUAAACUAUUAUGCUAUUGAUUCUUCUAUGAUUUACAUGUAAAUAUAGGUCGCUAACAAAGAUGUAGUAUAUGCUAAUAUAAACUGAUACAUUCGUUUGGACCAUACCUUCGGAUAAAAAAAUUACCCACUAACAAUUUAUAUCACACUUUAUGAUAAAUUUUAGCGUUCAACGAAUUUGGUUAACAUACUAGUAAUGUACACCCAAAUUAUUGAACUUAUUGUGAUUCUCUCAGGUCCAGUAAUUAAUCGCAAUCGAUCCAAUCCAAUGAUUUUCAAUUUCAGGAGCAUAUAAGAAGAUUCAUAAUUGAGGGAAAAUCUGUUGGUGCGCUUCAGAUUGAUCUUCCGUAACUCUGAGAGCUUUGCAGGAGGCAUGUCUUUCUUUGGGCCAAUGAUUUAUGACAUACAUGGUGUCCAGCGUCGGGGUAAUUAUAAUGAUGGUGAAAACAAAUUAACAAGGAGAAAAGAAGAGAGAAAAGAUCGUACCAAGAAGAAGAAUAUACUCUUACGUGUUCAAUCAAAAAAAAGAAGAUAAAAUGGUUUGUCUGUCAUUUUUGCUACAGAGAAUCUGAAUUUCCAGUUAUAAGGGUAGUUUCCUAAUUUUAGCUUAAGUUAGGUAUAUUGAGCCAAUUGACUCAUUAAAGAAUACACAUAUAAUUUAGGCUCUUUUCAUUAGUUGAAAAUCAAGGACAAGCUAAAUACGAUUAACCUAAAUAUAUUCUAUUAAAAGUACUUUGAUGAAACUACAAUUUACCUAACGUAUAAUUUAAAUUUAUAUCAUUGGAAAUUUUAGAUUUUAUAGACAUUCAUUAAGGAUAACAUUCUAAAAUUAAUUUCAAAUGAAUUAGUUUAAAAAUUAAAAUCAAAAUAUUUUUAUAUCUUUUUAGUUUAGUUAUAAAUAUAUGUUUUCAAUUCCGUUAAAAAGAAGAAAUAUGAAACAAGCAUUAAUUUUACUGUGAUUUACAAUAAAUAUCAUUGGAAAUAUUUGAAUUCUAAGAUAUUAUUAAGUUUAAUAAUGUCAAAUUAACUUACUCAUGUUUAUAUUUUUUAAAUAUAAAUGUAUAAUAGUUUUUAUUAUAUUUAAAUAUGGUGAGGUAAAUGUAUUUUAAUAAAUAAUUCAUUAAUUUCAUAAUUAGUAAUAGAAUACGUCUAUAUAUGAAUAUUAAUUCGGUUUAAAUUGAUAAAAAAUCUAUAAACUCUAUAAUCCUAGUCUAUUUUAUUAACGAAGAAUAACUAUUUUAAAAUAAAUAUUACAAAACCAUAUUAAAUUGAUAGUUUAACCUAUGUUAUUUUUAUUAGUA
Messenger RNA from Brassica napus (rape), 4531 nucleotides. Its product is annotated as probable WRKY transcription factor 10. Gene Ontology annotation, molecular function: DNA-binding transcription factor activity; sequence-specific DNA binding. NCBI's taxonomy places the organism in Eukaryota, Viridiplantae, Streptophyta, Magnoliopsida, Brassicales, Brassicaceae. Gene Ontology annotation, biological process: regulation of DNA-templated transcription. The record is from RefSeq and is a predicted model, not a curated record. The transcript is spliced from 3 exons. The coding region runs from base 857 to 1525 and encodes 222 amino acids.